Molecule: messenger RNA, 888 nt
Organism: Frankliniella occidentalis (western flower thrips)
Lineage: Eukaryota; Metazoa; Arthropoda; Insecta; Thysanoptera; Thripidae
Exons: 2
Coding region: 123-803 (226 amino acids)
Source: RefSeq, a predicted model, not a curated record
CAACCAGUCAGUCGAGUCCAGGCCGAGCGAGCGGUUGGGCGGUAGGGCGCAGCAGGAUCGUAGCAGUCCUGCCCGAGUGCAUCGCGAGUGUGUGUGCAGUGUGUGAGUGCGUGAGUCUAGCGAUGGCCGCGCCUACAUCCCUCGCCGUGCUGCUGGUGGCCGCGCUGGCCGUCUCCGUGCACGCCGCCGGCACCGACCCCAUGCGGACCAAGGGGCGCCAGGAGCCGAGCGCGCCGACGUCGUCGCCGGCGCCGCCCGCAGCCACGACGCCAUCCGCGCCCGCGGCCCCGGCGGCCGCGGCGGCCGUCGCGUCCUCGGGCCCGUCGGCGCCCACCUCGUCCGGCGGCCCGUCCGGCGGCGAGGAGCCGCCCAGCGGACUAUCGGCGCCCGAUGGCGAUUGUGACCCGGACAACAUCGGCUUUGAGCUCAUCACGGGCUACGUGUUCUCGGCACCCAACGACCUGCUGGACUCGCUGCCGGGCACGCUCAUGCUUACCGACUGCCUGGAGGCCUGCCAGGGCAACGACUCGUGCCAGGCCGUCAACUACGAGACGGGGCUCUGCGUGCUCUUCAGCUCCAACGCCGACACCUACCCCGGCGCCCUCAGCAGGUCGCAGUUCCCCGUGUUCACGAUCUACGCGCAGAAGAGCUGUCUUGGCGUGAAGCCUUGCGAGCGCGCCUGGUGCUUCGACCGAGUGCAGGGAUACCAGCUGUCGGGGUUCACGCGCAAGCAAACGCCGGCCGCGUCCCGACAAGAGUGCCUCGAGCUGUGCCUGGGCGAGCGCGAAUUCCCCUGCAGGUGAGUCGCACCGAGCUUUUCUUUUGCGCGCUUUGCGCUGCAAGACAACAAGUGUUUGUCACACUUCAGCCUCCCCGUCCCGCCCCAGG